CUUUUUUCAGCUUAAAAAACAAAAACAGAGCUAAGUCCAAUGGCUGAAACUACUGUAACUGUCGUUGCAACCAAACGCGAUGCUCUAGACCCUUACAUCAAGAUCAUCCAAAGUCGAUCACUCGACAUCGAUGUCUCCUUCUCCUCAUACCUCAAGCCAGACAACAACGAACAAAAGGAGCAAGAAGAGGCUGAGAUAAGCAUAUUCGAAGCUCGAAGAUACUUUAACGAAAGCGGAACGACGAAUCUUAGUGGUCCAAGAUUCUCUACGGCUUCAUCUGCAAAAGUGUCUUCUUUUACCGUGGGACACACGGCAUCAUCUGAAGCUAGCUGGAACAGCCAAACCGGUUUGCUCCGUAACAACAAUAACAACCGACAAAAAUCGGACCGUGACGGACGUGGAAGUAGCAAGAAAGGCCACAGAUGGUUUUUCAGACGCAGGACUUGUCCCUGUUCUAGCUCCAAGUCGGUCCAGGUCCAAGAAACCAAACCAAGAAUUGCAGAGUCCAUAACCGGUUCAGACCGAACCAUAUCCAACCGAGUUAUUCAUCAUAAUCAUCAGAGGAUAUCAUCUUCUGAUCCAAUUAGAUUAACGAUCCCUUCAAACAGAGAAUCUAGAGGUCACGUUAGUAACUUCACCUUCCCGACUCUAACCGAACCGAUUAAACCGGCUUUGAAUCCAAUCGAACCGGUUCUGCAUCCGAUUAAACCGGUUUUGAGUCCUACAAGUCCCAAGGGAGUUACUACUACAGACGAAGAAGCCGCGAGUGACGCAAGCUCCGACCUCUUCGAGAUAGAGAGCUUCUCUACUCAACACAUAGCUCGUCCGUUUGCUCCACCAGCAGCUGAUAGCGUCAGAAACUCGAUAGACGAGACGGUGACUGAGUACGGUUACGAGCCGAGCGAAGCAAGUGUCACUUGGAGCGUUACAACCGCAGAACCGGUUUCGAGAAUGGCGAAUAACUUCUCAAGAAUCGGUUUGUCGCAACCGUCCCUGGUUAGUGACGGUCAGCGUUUGGUUCAGCCGCUAAAGAGCGUUAGCGUUCAGGAUGAUGUCAUGCAAAAGGUGUUGUGCAACAAUGGUAGUUCUAAAUUAAGUGUGACCAGUAGAGCAGUGGUGGAUAAUAAACCGUCGUUUCUGGUUUAGGACCGGUUUAACUACUACAUUCUAUUGGUGUUUUGUAUGUGCUUCCCAUCAUGUGAAAUUGCUCUGUUUUUUUUUUCUUUUUUCAAACAUGUGUAUUUAAUUUUAUGAGGUUAACAAAACCAACGUAAAUUAAAUAUGGUCAACUGUUA
This is a messenger RNA of Eruca vesicaria subsp. sativa (arugula), 1295 nucleotides long. The record is from the annotation of a GenBank genome assembly. Lineage: Eukaryota; Viridiplantae; Streptophyta; Magnoliopsida; Brassicales; Brassicaceae.